AUGCCAGUGCUACAAUCUUGUUGGUCGCCAUGCAUUUGGUCUUCCAAUGUGAAGAUGGGGAGCAGAGUGGUUGCUGCAUAUACAGCAGCUAUGAGUAUUGUUCUCAUAACGUUUAUAGCUUAUCAGAUGGGUGGUGGAGACUCCACACAACUAUGGAAUCCACUGUUCGAAGCAGAUGUUAGGGGAUCUUUACAAGUCUUCGGGAUUAUAUUUAUUGUUAUACUGUUAACAUUAAUAGUUUCAUCAGUCUUGAUGGUCGUAGGUAUGAAUGUGUGGAUGCGAGGAUUAAUGUUGCCAUGGCUUUUUACUAUGGGACUCAUAAUCGCAUUUCAAUUGAUCUUCAGUUUGUGGCUUCUUGGCGGAUACUACAUCUAUUUGGAGGCAACAUAUGCGGCCUUAUUAAACUUUCUGUGGCUUGCUUAUAAUAUAUAUUGUUGGUUGUGCGUUUUUUCACAAUACCAAAUCAUUUUAGAAAUGCAGUCGCCAAAUAUUGAAAUCUUAGUAGAAUAUUAG
Molecule: messenger RNA, 513 nt
Organism: Leptosia nina
Lineage: Eukaryota; Metazoa; Arthropoda; Insecta; Lepidoptera; Pieridae
Source: the annotation of a GenBank genome assembly